Molecule: messenger RNA, 859 nt
Organism: Numida meleagris (helmeted guineafowl)
Lineage: Eukaryota; Metazoa; Chordata; Aves; Galliformes; Numididae
Gene: HES1
Product: hes family bHLH transcription factor 1
Exons: 2
Coding region: 103-630 (175 amino acids)
Biological process (GO): anterior/posterior pattern specification; regulation of transcription by RNA polymerase II; regulation of neurogenesis
Cellular component (GO): nucleus
Molecular function (GO): RNA polymerase II cis-regulatory region sequence-specific DNA binding; DNA-binding transcription factor activity, RNA polymerase II-specific
Source: RefSeq, a predicted model, not a curated record
CGGGGGGCGCGGGGCCGUCCGGCGGGGCCGUGCCGGUGUGAGCCCCGCCUGUGCCCGCAGAGCUCGCGGCACUCCAAGCUGGAGAAGGCCGACAUCCUGGAGAUGACCGUCAAGCACCUGCGGAGCCUGCAGCGGGCGCAGAUGACCGCUGCGCUGAGCACGGACCCUACAGUGCUGGGCAAGUACCGCGCCGGCUUCAGCGAGUGCAUGAACGAAGUGACACGGUUUCUCUCCACCUGCGAAGGUGUCAACACUGAGGUGCGCACCCGGCUCCUGGGCCAUCUGGCCAGCUGCAUGACCCAGAUCAACGCCAUCAACUACCCUGUGCCACCCCCGCCGCUGCCACCGCCACCCACAGCCUUUGGGCCGCCCCUGGUGCCGCCGGGCGGAGGUGCGGGGCCACUCCCAGCUGUACCCUGCAAGCCAGGUGCUGAUGCAGCCAAGGUGUACGGUGGCUUCCAGCUGCUGCCUGCCUCUGAUGGGCAGUUCGCCUUCCUCAUCCCCAGCGCUGCCUUCGCUCCCGGUGGGGCUGUGCUGCCCCUCUAUGGUGGCCCCCCCACGGCUGCCACCGCCGCCUCGCCCCCCGGCCCCUCACCUGGCACCGCUGACUCAGUCUGGAGGCCCUGGUGAGGGCGGCAGGCAUCGGACUGGACUGAGCACCGCGCCCCGUGCUGCUGGCACGGCUGUACAUAGGUUAUACGUUCAUAUUGGAUUGUGCCUUUGUACCAUAGCACUCCCUCCGACAGUGUUUCGUGUUUUACACGAGAUCUUUUUUCUCCCUUCCUUCCCCUUCCUUAUGUGACACCAAAGAUCGGGAUUUUUUUUUUUUUUGAAUGCUCUUAAAAUAAAAGAGUCUCUU